Molecule: messenger RNA, 3289 nt
Organism: Python bivittatus (Burmese python)
Lineage: Eukaryota; Metazoa; Chordata; Lepidosauria; Squamata; Pythonidae
Source: RefSeq, a predicted model, not a curated record
AUCAAUAAAAAGGAACAGAAGAACCCAAUUAGUUAAAGCCUGCUUUAGCAGCUUCAGUGCGACUUCCCUCCUGAAUAAAAAGAAUGCUUUUCUGUUUGCAGAAAGCUGCUCUCUUGGCAGAGUUCUAAGGCCUGGGAACAGCCAUUGAGAUUGUUUCAAACAAUCUGGUCCCAAAUCAUAUAGGAAUUUAGAAGUCAUAGCCAGCUCUUUAAAUUAGCCUGGAAGCAGACUACUGUAAUAGUCAGUGGAGUUCUCCAUAAAAACAGUGAGUUAAAUAGCAUGAUUGUAGUAUUCUGGACCGGUUAAGGUUUUCAGACAUUUGGAGCAUAAAGCAGUUGAAAGGAAUACAUUAUUUAACAGCAUGCAGUACAAUACAGUACAAUGCAAUAUUCAAAAGCAUACAGAAGUUCAAGAGAAGUUCAAGUGGAAUGACACUAAGACAUCUCUCAUUAUAGCCAGAUCUAUUAACUUCCUAUAAACUCCUCCCCUAUUCUCUCCAUCAAUGUUUCUCAACCUUGGCAACUUGAAGAUGGGUGGACUUCAUCUCCCAGAAUUCCCCAGCCAGCUAUGCUCUACAGGAUACUUACUGGUGUUUCCAAGGUGAAAAGAAGGUGCCUCCUCAGUGAUAGGGCGCUCUGAUUUACAAUCAAAAGAUUCCAGCUUUCAUCUCUGGCCUCUCCAGAUAUUCCUGGUAAAGAUUCUAGUCUGACACUGGAGGAACCACUGCCAGCUAGUACAGAGAAUAUUUAACUAAGGGACUAAGGAAGAUAAAGGAAUUUCUUAUGGUCCUAUUUUAGAACAUGGAACCCUCUUUAUGAAAAAUUGCAGGUAACUUACAAAAGUUUGAAACUUACAAAAAAAGGUGGCAUUGUCCAAAAGUAUUCAGUCUACUCCUAAAACUGUUGUCUUAUAUUUUUGUCAUGGAAUAGCAAAGAACAAUGGUCACAUAUAUUGUAGUGAUGCUUAUUCUGUCUUCAAGUAAGAAUUGCAUCCUACUUUGUGGCCCCAGUUCCAGAAAAGGUCCUGUGGCAGAUACCUUUGAUGCCACAUUUAAUUAUGAUUGAUGAAGGUCUUUUGUAGACGAGAUGCAUCUGAAAGCCUAGACCAACGUCUAGAUUUUAUUUUCCAGAGCAAAUGCCUUUUUUCUUCUACAUAUUUCUUACUCUGCCCUUUUCUCCACUUGGAUCAUAGGAUUGCAGGGAGAGUAGUGUUCUAGAGAGUGAGCUGAGGAGCAUGGAUCAUGCUUUCACUACAUCCUCUGGGUAGUGGUCAAGAUAUCUUGAAGAGUUGGCUAUUCGACUUUUUAAUUUGCCUUUUCAUCUUUCACCUUGUCACUUGUAAUAAUUUGCUUUUUGAAUGAUGGGUUUCUGUGCCUCCUCAAUUUGCUUCUUCUCUCCCUACAGAUUAUGAACAUCAUCAAUGAGAAUGAGGCAGCAUUUUUCUCUUCCCUCUUGCAAGGGCGCCGAGUUAUAAACCGAACUCUCCAGAAAUUGAAUCAUUCCAGAGUCUUCCCAGGCGAGAUAGCUUGGUCUCUCUAUAAAAAUUUGGGGUUCCCCCUGGAUCUCAUUAAAUUGAUGCUUGAAGAAAAAGGCGUACAGCUAGACGUUGCUACUUUUGAUCAUCUGGCUCAAGAACAUGCUGAACACAGUGCUAAGUUGCAGCAGCAACAGCAGCCACAGAGUGCUGGCAUGCGGCUGGAUGUGCUUUCAUUGGCCCAGCUGCAGCAGCGGAAUGUGCCUAUUACUGAUGAUUCCCCCAAGUAUGACUAUAAACUUGGACAAGAUGGGAAAUAUGUGUUCAAGCCAUGUCAAGCCACUGUCCUGGCACUCUAUAAAGAUUGGACUCUCCAAGAGGAAGUUUCUGGAAAACAACACUGUGGGGUUCUGCUAGACAGGACUUGCUUCUACGCUGAGCAGGGUGGUCAGGCAUCUGAUCAAGGCUAUAUGGUGUGUGGCAGACAGCAGGAUGUACUUUUCCCUGUUGAAUCAGUACAAGUAUUUGGUGGCUAUGUAAUCCAUGAAGUCUUCGUUUCAGAAACCCUGAAGGUUGGGGACCAAGUACACCUCUUUGUGGACGAGGCCCAGAGACUAGCCUCCAUGAGGAACCACACAGCUACCCACUUGUUAAACUUUGCACUCCGCCAAGUCUUGGGAGGCUGCACAGAACAGCGGGGAUCCAGCGUGACUGCUGAGCAGCUGCGAUUUUUUGUCAACACCAAGGCCCCCAUAAAAACAGAGAAUCUGCAAGAGGUAGAAAGUGUGAUCCAAGAGAUGAUCAAAAGGAAUGAAACGGUCUACACAGGAGAAGUACCCAUCAAUCUGACCAGUGAUGUUCUAGGACUUCGGAAACUGGAUAUGGUGUAUCCUGAUCUGGUGCGUGUGGUGUCAGUAGGUGUCCCAGUUGAAAAGCUCUUGGCUGAGGGUUCUAAGUAUGCAAUGAGUACCUCUGUGGAACUGUGCUGUGGAGUACACCUUCUGCAAACAGGAGAUAUACAAGACUUCACCAUCAUCUCAGAGCGGCAGAUGAUUAAAGGAAUCAGCCAUAUUGUUGCAGUGACAGGAGAGCAAGCCAGACAAACUCGGGAUAUUGGCCAGUUCUUGGCUAAAGAGGUGGAUUCACUUGCUACCCGAGUAAAAUUGGGAGGAGCCUCAGUUAAUGAAGCGUGGCGAAUCUCCAAGGAAGUUGGUCAGCUGACUGAUAGGGUGGACACUACCAAAAUGACCCAGUGGCGGAAAAGGAAACUGCAGGCCACUCUCAAAACACUGCAGCAAGCAGCCAAUAAUGCCCAUAGAAAAAUGGAAAUCAAACUGGCUGCAGAGAAGGUGCAAGACUUGCUGACAAAGUAUUCCAACGAACCAGUCAUCAUUGAUACUAUUCCUGCUGAAUCACCCUCUAUCUUGAUGAAAGCAGUCAAUCAACUGUGUAACAAAGUGCCAGGGGCUUCAGUGAUGUUGCUUAGCUCACAAGCACCUGACCAGGUGUUUUGCGCUUGCCAGGUAUCCAAGAAUUCUUUAGCAAAGGUUUCUGCAGCUGACUGGGCUCUCGCUGUCUGUACUCAAAUGGGAGGCAAAGCAGAUGGUUCUGGAGUUGUGGCUAAAGGCAUGGCGAAGACUGAUGAUUUGCAGAUGGUGCUGGCAGCAGCACGAGAAUAUGCAAAGAAUAUAUUUUGAUGCUCAGUUGCGAGGAAUCUGGAUGUUCACUUGAAUGACUAUGAAUCCUAAUGAACUAUGUACAUGAUGGUCCUGCAACACUGCUGAGUCUUCUGGAUUAUCGAACUGGUAGAACGAGC